AUGUCCGAGCCCGUCGAGGACGACAGCUCCGUCACGAUGCUCGACGUUCUCCAGGUGGAGAAUCAGCUCGAGGAAGACGCGUACGCCGUUCUGGGUGCAUCCGACGACCAAAAUUGUACUUAUGGCAAGGGAUACAUAAGACAGGCGCUGUACGCUUGCAAAACUUGCUGCUCGGAUAAAGUCCGAGCUGCCGUUUGUUUGGCGUGCAGCUUUCAUUGUCACGAGGGUCACGAGCUCGUGGAGCUGUACACAAAGCGACACUUCAGAUGCGACUGUGGAAAUACCAAGUUUAAUGGCAAACAAUGUAAUUUGGAGAAGCUGAAAUCCGUUACCAAUACCGAAAAUAAAUACAAUCAGAAUUUUGACGGUGUUUAUUGCACUUGCGCAAGACCGUAUCCCGAUCCGGAUGGAGAGGAGGAUGACAUGCUCCAGUGUGUAAUAUGUGAGGAUUGGUAUCAUUUGAAGCACUUAGAAUGUGACAACAGUGCACCAGCAGACAAUGCGUACGACGAAAUGAUCUGUGCAGGCUGUAUGAGAGAACACAACUUUCUGUGGAAAUAUGCAACAAAAUAUGCAGUUCCAAAAAAAGUGGAUGCAAAAUUAGAUGAGAGAUCUGAGAAAAACGAAGAGAUUGAUAUCAGUGAAUUGCCUAAGGGAUGUCAAAUGCCAAAAGUUAGCUGCAUGGACACUAAAGGAAGCUGUUUCUGGAUAGAAGGUUGGAGAACCGCGUUGUGUACUUGCGACGAAUGCAAAUCGUUAUAUAAUGCAAAAGACGUUGCAUUUCUACUCGAUCCAAAAGACAGUGUACAAGCGUAUGAGGAAGCAGGCAAGAUGAAUAAACAAGAAUCUCAAUACGAAAAAGGCAUGAAGGCUCUUGCAAGCAUGGGCCAUGUACAAAAAUUAACAGCGAUUGAAGAAUACAACAAUAUGAAAGAACGACUUAUGCAAUACCUGCAGAAAUUUGCUGAAAACAAGAAGGUUGUACGUGAAGAAGAUAUUAAAGAGUUCUUUUCAGAAAUGGAGUCCAAGAAACGUCCUAAAGUGACAGUGCCAACAUAUUGUCGUUGAGAACUUGUACUUUAUCUCCAUAGCUAACACUGAUCCAAAUAAAGAAAAGAAGCAUUUUAUUAUGUUUUUAUGGCAGGUUUGUAUAUCAUUAUUUUUAAGAUUUUUAUAUUUAAUGUUUAAUCGGUAUUAUGUUAAUACUUUGAAGAGCCUUUCAAUAAAAAUUUUCAUAUAUAAAUACAAAACAUGGAAAUGUAAAAAAAAACAACACUUGCUGAGAUAUAAAGUUAUAAAUAUAUAUCGAGGAAGAGUAUUAAUUUUGGAAAGAAAAGAUUCGCUAUUUCUUUGCAUGUAUGAUAUUUAAUCUCUAAUUUGAUCUAUUUACGAAUAAAUUUUUAUUGAAAA
Monomorium pharaonis (pharaoh ant) is the source of this 1410-nucleotide messenger RNA. RefSeq names its product putative E3 ubiquitin-protein ligase UBR7. Lineage: Eukaryota; Metazoa; Arthropoda; Insecta; Hymenoptera; Formicidae. Gene Ontology annotation, molecular function: ubiquitin protein ligase activity; zinc ion binding. The record is from RefSeq and is a predicted model, not a curated record. The transcript is spliced from 7 exons. Gene Ontology annotation, cellular component: cytoplasm. Bases 1 to 1068 code for a protein of 355 amino acids.